AUGGGCGAUGGGGGCGCGGAACGCGACCGCGGUCCUGCGCACCGAGAGUCUCGGGGCGGGCGCUGCAGGGACCGCGGCGGGCCGGACGAUCCCGGCGUUGAAGCCCGCAGCCGCAGCCCGAAAGAAAUUGCCGGGACCUCCGCCUCUAGCCCCGCGGGCACCAGGGACAGUGGCGCCGACAACGAUGGGCAGCUGGGACGCGGCGAGGCGGACCACUGCCGCCGCAUCCUGGUACGAGAUGCCAAAGGGACCAUCCGGGAAAUUGUCCUUCCUAAGGGCCUGGACCUGGACCGGCCCAAGAGGACCCGAACAUCCUUCACAGCUGAGCAGUUGUACCGCCUGGAGAUGGAGUUCCAGCGCUGCCAGUAUGUGGUGGGCCGGGAGCGCACUGAGCUGGCCCGCCAGCUAAACCUUUCUGAGACCCAGGUGAAAGUCUGGUUCCAGAAUCGCCGCACCAAGCAGAAGAAAGACCAGAGCCGAGACUUGGAGAAGCGGGAAUCCUCCUCUGCCUCCAAGGCCUUCGCCACGUCCAACAUCCUGCGGCUGCUGGAGCAAGGCCGGCUGCUGUCGGUGCCUCGGGCGCCCAGCCUCCUGGCUCUCAUCCCUGGCCCGCCCGGCCUGCCCGCCCACAGGGCCACCUCCCUGGGAGACCCCAGGACCUCUUCCCCGUGCCUCAACCCGCUAGGCGCCGCCUCCGGGUCCCCCCCGCUGCCGCCCCUGCCACCGCCCGCUCUCUGCCUCUCCACUGGCCCACUCCGGGACCUGCCCGCCGGCUACGAACUGGGCUCCUCGGCCUUUGAACCCUAUAGCCGGCUGGAGCGGAGAGAAGUCAGCCCCUGCGACCAGAAAGCUGACGCUUGAGCUCCACCCGUGUGUGACACCGAGUCCCCAGCACAGCACCGCUCCCACCCUGAGUAGGCCCCCAGAGGAGGGGGGUAACCUCCAGCCCUGCCCCCGGUCCCCAGCUCAGAGACCAGAUGACCUUGG
Messenger RNA from Erinaceus europaeus (western European hedgehog), 987 nucleotides. RefSeq names its product ventral anterior homeobox 2 (gene VAX2). Gene Ontology annotation, biological process: central nervous system development; neuron differentiation; regulation of DNA-templated transcription. The transcript is spliced from 3 exons. Gene Ontology annotation, molecular function: DNA-binding transcription factor activity, RNA polymerase II-specific; DNA binding. Bases 1 to 861 code for a protein of 286 amino acids. The record is from RefSeq and is a predicted model, not a curated record. NCBI's taxonomy places the organism in Eukaryota, Metazoa, Chordata, Mammalia, Eulipotyphla, Erinaceidae.